This is a messenger RNA of Necator americanus (New World hookworm), 312 nucleotides long. RefSeq lists its product as uncharacterized. NCBI's taxonomy places the organism in Eukaryota, Metazoa, Nematoda, Chromadorea, Rhabditida, Ancylostomatidae. Bases 1 to 312 code for a protein of 103 amino acids. The transcript has 5 exons. The record is from RefSeq and is a predicted model, not a curated record.
AUGGUUAAUGUAAUGUAUCACUUAGAAGAAUGGUGCGCGAUAAUUACCACCAGUUUCAUCCUUUCUGUAACGUUACUGCUUAUGUGUAGCGGAAGAGAAAGUUCCCGUAAGGAUUCAAUCCUAAGGGAGACUGAUAAAAAGAAUGAGUUUUCUUCAGAAAAAAAGACCGAAUCGACUACUCAAAACGCUAAUGCGAAAACUAACGGCUCAAGUGAAAAUAAGAAGGGAAAGACGUCCUCAAUCGAACAAAAUGGAAAACAUUCACCUAAGAGCAGAUUCAAUGAUGAUCUACAAAUGGCGCUGAUGGUAUAA